GAGAAGAAGUAUUACUUAUUUGGGAGAAACCCUGAUUUGUGUGACUUUACCAUUGACCACCAGUCUUGCUCUCGGGUCCACGCUGCCUUGGUCUACCACAAGCACCUGAAGAGAGUUUUCCUAAUAGAUCUCAACAGUAGUAAGUAACUCACAUCCCAUCCUAUUUCACACAUUCCCUUUUGGGCAAUGUGAAAAUGCUCUUUGGGUUCUUCAGUUUUGAAAUCAUGUUUUAUUGUGCAUCAAGGAAGUUUAUGUUUGGUUUUUAAAUCAGUCUUUCUCCAUUCCUGUGGUAUUUCCUAUUCUACUAAAAUAAUUGAUGACUGGAGAGAGAAGAGGGUUUUGAGGAGCACUUUCCUGGAGAGAGCAAUAGGUAUACACAGAGAACCAAAAAAAAGCUCCCAGGAACUAGGGAAUGUGUUUAUAGGUGAUAGAUUGUGGUCCAAUUUAAGCAGAAGCUGUGAUUAGCUCCAUUAAUGUAGUAGAGUUGUUGUACAGGACAUUAAAAAAAACUUGUUUUGAGCAAAAGUUAAUUUUUUAUAAUGGGUUCUUUAUCCUAGCUACAUUUUGCUUUGACUACUACUAAAUGUCAAUUUUAAUUCUAUGAACACACUCCAACUAAUAAGAUUUUAAAGUUUGUCAAAGAUAAUCCCAGAAAUGCAAUUGAGACUUGACUGCAUGGGGCCUUGAAGUUUGUUCAUUUUUGUCUAUAUGUAAUUACAGCGUGAAAUGUAAAGGAUCUGCCUCCUGGGUUGAUCGUGUUUUACUCCUUUCCCCCAUCCCCGUACACAUGCACACAUCACCCGAAUAUGCUUAUAUGAUGGUUUUGGAGAGCCUGAUCUCAUAAGUACUUACUUGCAAAUUUAUCUCAUCUUUUCUCUCCAUUUCGUAAUAUGCAGAAUGCAGACAUGGAAAUAUAUCCAGACUUUCCAGUAGGAUUUUGGCUUGCCUUGCCAUUGAUAUUGCACCUGUUUCAGCCAACUUCAUUUCUUAUCCUGGGGAAACCCCAAGCAUAACUGCCACCAGUCCAGCAAUUCCUAUGUUCCUUAUACUUGGGGCUGGAGAGGUCAGUCCAUAGCAAUUCCUGUCUCCUGCCUUGUGGGGCAUGGCUGUUCCUGGGUUGGAGCCAUACCUGCUGGACCCAGAAUGGAGCCAAGCCUGUCUGGCAGCAGAGAGCAAGCAGUGGUAUUUGUUAUGUGGGGUAACAGCAGGUCUGAAGAUGUGUAAGAAAUCCAUUGAAGAGAUUCAAGAUUCAGUGAAGGAGUUUCCUUUUCAUUGUGACCCAUGGCAAGGGAUGCAAAGUGGACCCAGCGUCAUUUCCAUUUUAAAAAAACAAAACUGAUACGCUGGCAGGAGCUACUCUCCUACAACUCAGCACACGGCACUUUCUUGGGUCACAUUCGGUUGGAGCCUCACAAGCCUCAACAAAUUCCCAUCGAUUCCACGGUCUCAUUUGGUGCAUCCACAAGGGCAUAUACUCUGCGUGAGAAGCCUCAGACAUUGCCAUCGGCUGUGAAAGGAGAUGAGAAGAUGGGUGGAGAGGAUGAUGAACUCAAGGGCUUACUGGGGCUUCCAGAGGAGGAAACAGAGCUUGAUAACCUGACAGAGUUCAACACUGCCCACAACAAGCGGAUUUCCACUCUCACCAUUGAGGAGGGGAAUCUGGACAUUCAGAGACCAAAGAGGAAGAGGAAGAACUCACGGGUGACAUUCAGUGAAGAUGAUGAGAUCAUCAACCCAGAGGAUGUGGAUCCCUCAGUUGGUCGCUUCCGGAACAUGGUGCAGACUGCAGUGGUCCCUGUCAAGAAGAAGCGGGUGGAGGGCCCUGGCUCCCUGGGCCUGGAGGAAUCAGGGAGCAGGCGCAUGCAGAACUUUGCAUUCAGUGGAGGACUCUAUGGGGGCCUGCCCCCCACGCACAGUGAAGCCGGCUCCCAGCCGCAUGGCAUCCAUGGGACAGCACUCAUCGGUGGCUUGCCCAUGCCGUACCCAAACCUUGCUCCUGAUGUGGACUUGACUCCCGUCGUGCCGUCAGCAGUGAACAUGAACCCUGCACCAAACCCUGCUGUCUAUAACCCCGAAGCUGUCAAUGAACCCAAGAAGAAGAAAUAUGCAAAAGAGGCUUGGCCGGGCAAGAAGCCCACACCUUCCUUACUAAUUUGAUAUUUUUGGUCAUGGAGGAGGGUGGGAUUGGGUGGGAACAGGGUGGAGGGGUGAUGGGGGAGCUAAUGAACUAGGGAGAAAAACUUUCCAUGUGUGCAGUAUCGUCUUUCAGAAUGUCUCCUGGGGUCCUAACCAUGUAAUAUUAAAACUGGGGGUGGGGUUGAAAUAUCCCAGAAAGACCUGUCUUCAGAACACUUUCAUUGCAGAGAAAAUGUUUCAUACAUCCUUUUAAAUAGACCGCUCUGGCUCUUUCCCAGGCUUUCCAUUAUCUCCUUUUUUCUUUUCUUCCUCUUUCUAGGGUCUUUUUUUUUUUAAAGUCACAUGCCCCAGGGAGAGACUCCAGGCCCUCAGGUUGAGUCCAGAGCUGUGGAGGUGACAGUAGCAUCACCAGCCUUGUGGGUCCAGCAGCCUAGUUUAUAUUUACUAUCCUUGCAAGUCCCAGGUAGCAGAAGGGUUGCCACGGAUUCCAGGUUCAUUAACAAGAGAGUUUAGAAUUCUUCAGGUAAGCUAAGGUUUAAAACCAACUCAGAAGUGUUUUCCUGGGUCAGUGGUUUUGUGGUCCAGUAGUUAGGCUUUUCUCUUUUGUCCUUUCUGUUAGAAUGAUUUUGACUUUUCUUCAUCUGUGACCAGUGCCAUAGACACAGGUUGAUAGUUUUAAACUUACAGUAUUGUUUGAACUUUACCUGUUUUUCUUGUCAAAGCUGAGUACUCUACUUUGCUGAAGUUUCUCAUUUGAUUCCAGAGUACUGUCCUCUGCUCUCUUAAGGCAUUACUUUCCUUUUCGAGUGUGUUAUGAAGGCGAUUUUUAAAGGAUAUGACCAGUUAGAGCAAUUCCAAUUAAAAAGGAAACGAUUUUACUUUGAAGUAAUGGAUGUCUCUAAGAGGACAUUUUUAGAUGUUGGUUCGGAGGCCCUUCCCCACCCCCAAAUCACAGUUAGCUCUCGUCCAGAGUUCCAAGACUAGACCUGGCUAACAAACAUAGGAGAUGAAGGUAGGACACGUUGAUAUGAGCUUUGUACAGAGAUUUGUACAUUUGUGUAAUAGGCCUUUUCACGCUUUAUGUGUAGCUUUUUACCUGUAACCUUUAUUACAUUGUAAAUUAAACGUAACUUUUGUCA
This is a messenger RNA of Hippopotamus amphibius kiboko, 3275 nucleotides long. RefSeq names its product protein phosphatase 1 regulatory subunit 8 (gene PPP1R8). The record is from RefSeq and is a predicted model, not a curated record. NCBI's taxonomy places the organism in Eukaryota, Metazoa, Chordata, Mammalia, Artiodactyla, Hippopotamidae. The transcript has 5 exons. Gene Ontology annotation, cellular component: nuclear speck. Bases 1282 to 2157 code for a protein of 291 amino acids. Gene Ontology annotation, molecular function: protein binding; mRNA binding; protein serine/threonine phosphatase inhibitor activity.